Molecule: messenger RNA, 1590 nt
Organism: Agrilus planipennis (emerald ash borer)
Lineage: Eukaryota; Metazoa; Arthropoda; Insecta; Coleoptera; Buprestidae
Exons: 2
Coding region: 40-1590 (516 amino acids)
Source: RefSeq, a predicted model, not a curated record
GUACUUAAAAACCCGCAACCUUGUCUCAACACACCAGUCAUGGCUAUUCCUCUUGGUACAGUAAUUCGCGCUUUCAGUGCAUUCUCCAUUAUCUUUCCCCAUUUGGUUCUAUCAAAAGUGUUUCGUAGGUGCGAAUUAGCUCAAGAGCUCAGAAAUGUUCACGGAAUUUCCAUGAACGAUUUACCCAUGUGGAUUUGCAUUGCUCAACACGAGUCUCAGUUCGACACUUCCGCCAAAAACGCAGGAAGCGGUGAUCACGGAAUUUUUCAAAUAAGUGAAAUUUACUGGUGUUCCGCAACAGGUAAAGGUUUAUACGAAUGUGGUCUUCCUUGUUCAGCUUUUCAAGAUGACGACAUCACCGACGAUGUAGAAUGUGCUAAGAAAAUUUAUGAUGAGCAUAUGAAGAUCACUGGAGAUGGUUAUAACGCUUGGUCGGCUUAUGCAUCAUUUUGUAAAAACUCCACCAGAUUGCCUCUGUACAUUGUCGGUUGUUUCGAUGAAGAUAACUUUAUACAGUACGAACCGGAAGAAGUUAAAUCAUUCGAAGGAUUCCGGAAAGCACCUUUCCGUCAGCCCCCGCAGUAUCCUUAUCAUCCCCAUUUACAAUUUUUGAAAAUCGCCAAUUAUGCUCAUCAGAAAUUAAUGUUUGAUCCGCCGUUAAUAACAACCAUCUCCCCACCAAAUGCAUUCAAUGAAUUUAUUGAAACUUCAGAAAAUGAAGUAAAAAGUCAAGGUAAACAGGUGUAUGCUAAGCCAAGAGGAUAUUCAACUACCAGCAACAGUUAUAGCUUGCAGAACACUUUUGGAACGAAUUAUCAAAAUCGACGAUUUAGCAAUCCGCGAAACUUUCCAACGACCUUCAGACCUGUCUACAGAGGACGAAGCAGACUAAAUAACCAAUGGUAUCGAUCGGAAACAGAAUCUCCACAAAUUUCUUUUUAUCCCACCAUAAGAACUGGUCGUACAAGAGCUAUAUUUCCAACUACUUUUCCACAUUCAUCUUCUUUAUUCUUGGAUACUAAACAAAAUUUUCAGCCAGAUUUCUACGAUUCUUUUGGGGACGAGAGUAGAAUAGACUCAAUCCCUUUUCAACAACAAAUAUCACAAGGUAUUCCAUCGGCAAAAUUUUUAACAACAGAAUCGCUAAAACAUCAUCAUAGACCUAUCAAAAUAAAACAUAAAUUUACUUCAAAAUUCACGUCAUCAACACAACCUGUAUCACAAUUUUCUUCUAUAGCAAGCACCCAUUCAUCUAGCAUUGCUUCCAUAAGUUCUUCUGCUGCAACGUCUAUCAUCCCAAGUUCCACUACCCCUAAUUCUACUACUUCAACUUCUAUUUCUUCAGGUUCAACAGCAACAACAACAGAAAGAACGUCAACAGAUGCUGAAACAAUCGAAACAUCUCCUGCUACUGCGAUCAGGGAAUCAUCCACAAACAGUUUGUUCCUCAAGACCAAACCAUCAAUCAACACUUUUGUCGAGAGGUUCUUGAAAGACUUCGCAAACGGUGUUAUGCAUAUGAGACCAAAUAUCAAAAACAACGGGGUGUUGAAUCACGUAAUGCGUCAUGUCAUACAGGAUUUACGAUAA